CGAUCGCAGAUGUGGAUAUGGCUGAAGACAAGACGAAGCGCAAAUCCGGCGACGAGAAUCCCGAGUCAGGCGGGCCUGUUGCGUCGGCAAACCCGUUUGCCAUCCUUCGGAAGCGCCCGAGAAAAAUAGUACUGGCCGAACAGCUCGUUGCGGCACCGUCUGAAUCUCGGCCUCAGAGCGCCAGUGAAGCGGCUCAACUGAAUGCCAAGGAGUCGCCUGCUUCCGGUCGACGUUCGACGACAGCAGCAGCAGAUGGACCACGGCGACAACCCUCGACCGGCCAGGGCCGCCCAUCGGCCGUUUCCGCCAAGCAAGCAGACUCAAAACGCCAGCCACUUCAAACUCCCAAAGAUAAUGGCUGGACCGACCCGGACACCGUGUCGACAUUCCAGCCGUCGGACGCCAAUGUCUUGGCCUCCACAAAUGUAACUUUGAUUGGGAUGAAUAUUGGAGAGAAGAUAUGCUUUCACGGAGCUGUGCUGCUCUGUCCAAUCCAAGGAUCAUUUAGCGUCAUGGGAUACAACUUUGCGCCUCCGAUUCACAGGGUGUCUGCGCUGCUGCGUCCGUCCGAUGCAAAUCGCGAUGUUACGGAUGCUCUUCGGUUCUAUCCGUGCUUUUCUCCAAAGUCCCAUAGUCUGCUGGUGAUAGAAUCGACCGGAACUUCGACUCAGAACCAACGUCCCGAUGAUGCUCGCCAAAAACCGCGCAACACUGCCUCCGACCCGACACUCACGGUCGAAAUUGCCGGCUUGCUCAAGAGCGCAAACUUUUCAGAGAGCACGACCAUCAUAGCCAUGCGUAGUCUUGCUUGGGCCAAUCACUCCGGCCUCGAGAAAACAGGAAAUGCCUUCCGCGGACUGUUCGGCAUGGGCAGCGAGAAGAUCCCUAUGGAUCCAAACUUCAAGCUGCGAGGAUUUUUUCCUAUCACUAUGGCGUUGUCGAGUGCCUCAGCUUUGAAAGUCCCUCCCACUUGGUUUGACUUUGGCCGCCGGCUCAAAAUAGCGCAUGCACCGCCGAUAACCUGUGUUGUCGGAAGCAAAAACGUCGGUAAAUCCACAUUCUCGAGAUAUGCGGUGAACUCUUUGCUCGAGCGAUAUCCCGCCGUUGCGUAUAUGGAGUGCGACAUUGGACAAAGCGAACUCACCCCGAGCGGGAUUGUUUCGCUUCAUGUUGUGCGCUAUCCCCUAUUAAGUCCUCCCUUUGUACAUCUCCAAGAGCCCUAUCACGCCUACUAUCUUGGUGCAAGCACACCAAAAGAUGACCCAGAUCACUAUGUCAAUUGUCUCGAGCACUUGUACAGAACCUAUCAAAAAACACUGCGCACACAAGGCAUGCCCCUGAUCGUCAACACCCAUGGAUGGAUUCGCGGCAUAGGUUACGAUUUGAUGCAGCAUUUGCUUGGAGUCAUUGAUGCCGACUAUGUUGCUCAGCUCUGGUAUCCUCCCGGAUCGACCAUGCUCAGCAAGAAUCUUCCUGAGAACUUUGACCACACUGUCACUGAAACAAAUCCAAAUUGUCAGCUGGUCAGAGUGGAAGGCUUCGAGGAUCGGUCGCUCAAGCCCAAGUUAUCCUCGGCAGAUCUUCGAACACUUGCAACGAUAUCAUAUUUCGCCAAGUCGAACCUACCAACUGGAUGUCCAAGGGAGGGGCUUGAUUGUGAGCGACCCAUAUGGUGCUUCUCCAAAGCUGCAGCCGAGGAAACACCUUAUCAAGUCCCUUGGAGCAGUGUUCGAAUCAAAUUCAUCAACUUUGACGUUCCUUAUUCGCAAACCCUGCGAGCCCUGAACGGCUGCGUGGUAGCCUUGGUUGUUGACCGCACAAAAUACUGCAGAGUACCCGCAGAGUCCCAUCGUCGCGACCAUCCUUUCUCGUCGCUUCGAAUUGUGCCGUCGCAGCUGCCACUCCGCCCCCAAAACCACAAGUGCGUUGGCCUUGGUCUGGUCCGCUCCAUCGAUCCAGAGCAAGGUCUGUUCCAUAUCGUCUCGCCUGUUGCCCCGACCACGCUCGGUGAAGUCAACAUGCUCGUCCGAGCAAGUGGCACAGAAACUCCAGCUUAUCUUUCCUUGGCCGGAUACAUGUCGGUUCGAGUUGAUUUGCCAUAUACCACCUAUUCGAUGGCCGAAGGGGUAGGCUCGCUCUCUUGGAAACGAAGAGCCAUGCAGCGACGAAAAAACAUGUCCGAAAACAGAAAAUAACAGAGUCGCACGCGAUGCCGUGGUUAGCCCAAUACGAGGUACCGGCCAGACAAGCAAACAAAUCCUGCCCAAAUGUGCGGAUAUGCCAAUCCUUGCUCGAGCAGCGGGACACAAACGGUGCUGCCCAAGAUGGCGUAUCACAGGAUGCUCAAUGUCCAUGUGUGAUAGUGCGUGAGCGAUGGCAACCCCACGGAGCGCACUCCACCUCUCGGCUCCGCGUAACAAUGCCGCGGCCGCCAAGACCAUCUGGAACUUGGUUGAUGAGUUAGCCCGUGCGAAUAUUAUGGUGCAAUUUCAGUC
Molecule: messenger RNA, 2495 nt
Organism: Polychytrium aggregatum
Lineage: Eukaryota; Fungi; Chytridiomycota; Chytridiomycetes; Polychytriales
Product: Pre-mRNA cleavage complex II protein Clp1-domain-containing protein
Exons: 13
Coding region: 18-2195 (725 amino acids)
Biological process (GO): cleavage in ITS2 between 5.8S rRNA and LSU-rRNA of tricistronic rRNA transcript (SSU-rRNA, 5.8S rRNA, LSU-rRNA)
Cellular component (GO): nucleus
Molecular function (GO): polynucleotide 5'-hydroxyl-kinase activity
Source: RefSeq, a predicted model, not a curated record